Serinus canaria (Common canary) is the source of this 1282-nucleotide messenger RNA. It is a transcript of the gene NECTIN4, whose product is annotated as nectin cell adhesion molecule 4. The transcript is spliced from 7 exons. Gene Ontology annotation, biological process: homophilic cell-cell adhesion; heterophilic cell-cell adhesion. The record is from RefSeq and is a predicted model, not a curated record. The annotation marks the transcript as partial. NCBI's taxonomy places the organism in Eukaryota, Metazoa, Chordata, Aves, Passeriformes, Fringillidae. Gene Ontology annotation, cellular component: adherens junction.
CCGGGGCCCGAGCCGCGCCGUGAGCCCGGAGCGCUCCGCAUGGAGCCCCGCGGGAUGCGGCCCGGGGCGCCCGUGCUCCUGCUCGGCUUCCUGCUCGCCGUGACCGGCGGCGGCCGCGUGGAGGUGCCGCGCAGCGUGACGGCGGUGCUGGGGCAGGACGUGGUGCUGCCGUGCCGUUACCGGGCGCAGGAGCAGGAGCAGGUGGUGCAGGUGACGUGGCUGAAGCGCGGCCCGGGCGCGGUGCCCGCCGAGGUGGCGGUGCUGAACCCGCAGCACGGCGAGCACGUGCAGGAGCCCUUCGCGGGCCGCGUGCUGCGCCACGGCCACGGCGACCUGGGCGACGGAGCCAUCGUCCUGCGCAACGCCGUGCAGGGCGACGAGGGCGACUACGAGUGCCACCUGAUCACCUUCCCCAUGGGCAGCUUCGAGGGGCGCCUGACGCUCAGGGUGCUGGUGCCACCGCUGCCCAUCCUGAACCCGGGCCCGCCGCUGGAGGAGGGCCAGGGCCGGACGCUGGCGGCCUCGUGCACGGCCGAGGGCAGCCCGGUGCCCUCGGUGCGCUGGGAGACCGAGGUGCGCGGCACCAACGCCACGCGGCGCUCGGCCCACGCGCGCUCCGCCUCCGUCACCAGCGAGUUCUUCCUGGUGCCCGGGCGCAGCAUGAACGGCAAGAGCCUCACCUGCGUGGUGGCACACCCCGGCCUGCGCCACGAGAAGAGGAUCACCCACCUGCUCAGCGUCGCCUACCUGUCGGACGCGUCGGUGCUGGGCCACACGGCCGAGUGGCAGGAGGGGAUGGAGGGGGCGGCGCUGACCUGCCUGGGGGAUGGCAACCCCCCCCCGACCUACAACUGGACACGGGUGGACGCGCCGCUGCCCGCGGGUGUCAGGGUCAAGGGGGACACGCUGCUGUUCCAGCGGCCGCUGGCCGUGGCCGACGCCGGUGACUACGUGUGCCGAGUGUCCAACCGCGUGGCCGCCAAGGAGGCCCGGGCCAACGUCAGCAUCCGGGGACGCGCCACAGAGGACACGGUGCGCCGCGUGGACCUGGUGUCAGCCUCGGUGGUCGUGGUCGGGGUCAUCGCCGCUGUCCUGCUCUGCGUCCUCGUCAUCGUCGUGGUGGUCAUGACCCUGUACCACAAACGCAAGACCCAGCGCAUCUCCGAGAAGUACGAGGAGGAGCUGACGCUGACCCGGGAGAAUUCCAUCCGGAGGCUCCACUCCAGCCACAGCAGCGACCCCCGGGCACAGGUGGGGACACGGAACUGGGGGGGCUCGGGGG